UGAAGUUUAGGUGGAAGUUAAGAGAAGGCAGCGCUAAGGAAUGGAUAUUAUGAUUUGUAUAUUUAUGAGCUAAAAUGAGCUUAAACAAGAUUGCUGUCAGGACCAAUAAGGGUGAAUAUGUCGGAGGCGAGAAAGUUUACGGAGCUGUGUACCUCUGGAUAUGCAGUACAGAAGCCUGCCAUGCAGUCAAGCUGAAAUUCAAAGGAUACGAAAAAUGUGAAUGGCAAUACAAAGAGGUAAAAGAAGAGAAUGGAGAGAUGGUAGAAAAAAUAGGGAAAAAAUCUUACAAUAAAACUAAGUUUAGGGCUGAGUUUCGUCUAAUAGAAUAUGAAGGUGGUAUACCAAUGGGAUUCUAUGCAUAUCCUUUCCACUUCUCACUACAACAAGAAUUACCAGCCACAUUCAAAGAUAAUGGUGUACAGGCUGACAAUACAUCCAAAUGGUCAGCAGAAAUACAAUAUUCCGUUACUGCAGAAGUUGAAAUGUCAGGCUCUGGAAAAGUAUUACAGGAAGUGCAGCCAAUAAUUAUCAACAAGAACCUACCCUUGAGUGAUAUACAAGGUGACCCAGUGAGCGACAAGAAGACAGUCAAGAUCUGUUGUUGUAUUCCCAGAGGAGAUGUAUCUCUUAUAGCCAGGUUAGAUAAAAAAGCAUACACUUCAGGCGAAGAUGCAAAAUUGAUUCUAGAAACUAAAAAUAACUCAGGUGUUGACAUUGAUGCUAUGAAUGUAAAGGUGAUGAGAGUAGUUACCCUCUCACCCAGAGACAAAUGUGACUCUUCUGGUAGCCAAGAAGAAAAUACUUCAACAACACUUGUUAAAAGCCCUUUUAUCCCAAAUAUCAUGUUGACUGUCACACAAGAAGGAUGCUUAAGCAAGGCUAACAAAAACAGUGAAAUACUUCUGUCACUAAAGAAAGAUUCAGGUGAAGAAUUUCAGCCAUCAACAGAAGGUGAAUUUGUUAAGUGCAUAUAUCACAUUGACGCUGGUAUGGAAAUCAAAUAUGCUAUAUCUGUGGAUGUUCUACUACCUUUAACAAUCCAAGCACCAAAGAAUAAAGCUUGGCAUAGGUGGGAGCCUCCAUCAUGGCUGUACAACUGUCAUGUUGUCAACAUCAGAGGACCAUUUGCAGUACCUGAACAACAACUUGGAUCAAAUAUUUUUGCUAAUGUCCCAGGAUUCCAAACUGAUCCAUUCAGUUGAGCUGACAUAGUUAAGUCAAAAAGAGGUUUAAUACGAAAAGCUUGCAGCAUGUUUCACACUAGUGGUAUGACACUAACACAAUAUGUAAUAUAUACAAUAUGAGUGGCCGUGUUGUAUCAGAUAUACAAACUGAGGUGUAGCCAAACGUUUGUAUAUCGGAUACAACACGGACAUGCGAAUACUGUAUAUUACUCAUCAAA
Molecule: messenger RNA, 1402 nt
Organism: Actinia tenebrosa (Australian red waratah sea anemone)
Lineage: Eukaryota; Metazoa; Cnidaria; Anthozoa; Actiniaria; Actiniidae
Product: arrestin domain-containing protein A
Biological process (GO): protein transport
Cellular component (GO): cytoplasm
Source: RefSeq, a predicted model, not a curated record